Molecule: messenger RNA, 7717 nt
Organism: Myxocyprinus asiaticus (Chinese sucker)
Lineage: Eukaryota; Metazoa; Chordata; Actinopteri; Cypriniformes; Catostomidae
Product: receptor-type tyrosine-protein phosphatase gamma-like
Exons: 29
Coding region: 510-4769 (1419 amino acids)
Biological process (GO): protein dephosphorylation
Molecular function (GO): protein binding; protein tyrosine phosphatase activity
Source: RefSeq, a predicted model, not a curated record
UCUCUCUCUCUCUCUCUCUCUCGCUCUUUUCCAAGCCUGUUUUAAAGUCUCUGCCAGACUUCGGCUCGUGCGCUACUUCCUGGAUGGCGGAAUGGAAAGCUUCCAGAGCCGCUCCAACUCUUCCCUCUGUGUUUUCAGUCUGAUGCAUGGACUACCGCUCGUCUAAGACGUCUCUUCUAUUUCACACAACAACCAUCCAUAGAUCCUCUGACAUGUUUUUCCUCCGGACUGCAAGCUCUGCCAUCUGAGACAGAACUCAGUUUCCUUUUAGCUUGGUCGAACUUCAAAAGAAAAGGAAAAAAUCUCUUCUCCAGGGGGCUCACUAAAGGAGGCGGCAGAUUUUUUUUUUAUUUUUUUUUUAGCUCGCGAUAAGUUUUUUACGCCCUAUAUGCGCUUAUAAACCCAUUUAGUGCAUUUGCAUCGGGUCUUUGUGGAAGUUUUUCGAUCAUCAGGAGGAUACCUCUGUCAACAGUUGCCUUAUUCCCAUCUCUCCAUGUAUACUGUGUGACAUGCGGAGGCUACUGCGACCGCGCUGCUGCUGGUGGAUUCCGACUCUGAUUAUCUCCUCGCUCGUGCUCCGGUGGGCAUACUGUCAUCCCGCAUUGGCUGAGGGGGAGAAGGUGGAGCAUCAUGACCGACCAAUUGGAGACCGGCACCGCAGAGCGGCUGAAGAGUCCUACUGGGCCUACUCAGGGAUGUAUGGACCAGAUACAGGGUGGGUGGCGGCUUUUCCUGAGUGUCAGGAGAGAAACCAAUCGCCGAUCAAUAUUGCCGACCAGGACACUAAGGUCUCGAUGGAGUAUCAGGAACUCACGCUGGAUGGGUUCGACACAGAGUCGUCCAACAAAACGUCAAUGAAGAAUACAGGCAAAACUGUGGCAAUCUUCCUGAAGGACGAUUAUUUUGUGAGAGGAGCCGGGCUGCCGGGCCGCUUCAAAGCAGAGAAGGUGGAGUUCCACUGGGGCCAGAGCAAUGGUUCCGAUGGCUCGGAGCACAGCAUCAAUGGCAGGAGAUUCCCUGUGGAGAUGCAGAUCUUCAUGUAUAACUCAGACGACUUUGACAGUCUUAACACAGCCAUACGGGAGAAGCGAGUAAUUGCGGCCAUGGCUGUCUUCUUUCAGGUGGGCAUGAAGGACAAUCCUGCAGCAGAUCCAAUUAUUCAUGGUCUAAGAGGAGUGGUGCAUCAUGAGAAAGAGACAUUUCUGGAGCCCUUUGUACUGAGAGAUCUAUUGCCAUCCUCCAUCGGGAGUUACUACAGUUACAUCGGCUCUCUGACCACCCCUCCCUGCAGUAAAGUUGUAGAGUGGAUCAUAUUCAGUCGCCCAGUGUUCCUCUCCUACAAACAGCUGGAGGCAUUUUACUCAAUCUUCACCACAGAACAGCAGGAUCAUGUUAAAUCUGUGGAAUACCUGCGUAACAACUUCCGCCCACUCCAGAGUCUGGACAACCGGGAGGUCUUCAAAUCUGCUUUCAAAGACACCUGGCUGCCUGAUUUGACCGACAGCCUAGGGAAUCCAUAUGGUACCGAGGCAUCCAAAGCGUGCAGCAGUGCUCCGUUCAACAUGAACGUCCAGCACAUGAAUAAGACAGCUCUAGUGGUGCGAUGGUCUCGUCCGGAGAUCACCUACGAUCCACCCAUUAUCAGCUACCUCAUUUCUUACAGCUGGACCAGAAACGAUGAGCCAUACGAGGAGACGUACGUCAAAUGGAGCGAUCAGAAACUGGAAGCUGUCAUCACACCGGUGUCACCGGAUAUUUUGUACCUGUUCCGCGUCCAGGCAGUGUGUUUGAAUGACAAACGCAGUGACUUUAGCCAGAGCAUGCUCUUCAGAGCCAACACAACCAGGAUAUUUGAGGGGACAAGAAUAGUGAAAACUGGGAUGCCUACAGUCUCCCCAGCAUCCUCAGCAGACAUGGCCCCGAUCAGCUCAGGCUCAUCCACCUGGACUUCGUCUGGCCUUCCCUUCUCCUUCGUUUCAAUGGCAACUGGUAUUGGCCCCUCUUCCAGCGGCAGCCAAGCAACUGUUGCGUCCGUUGUAACCAGCACCCUCCUGGCGGGGUUGGGCUUUAGUGGAGGGGUCAUCUCCUCUUUCCCCAGCUCCGUCUGGCCCACCAGACCUCCACCCUCUACUCCAACUCCAGCCUCCACCCGCCAGACUGUAGCCAAACCCAUGGUGACCACCACCGAACCGACUUCCUCUCCAGCCUCUGACACGGACACAACCACAGCCUCUGAGAGCGAGGGAUCUGAUGAUGGAGGAGAGAAAGGAGGGAAGGGUGAGGAUGAGGAUGGAGAGAAGAAUGGAGAAGAGGAAGAGGAGGAGGAGAAAGGUGCAGAAAAUAAAGACAGCAGCGUUCCAGACAACAUCGAAAAGCAGGUGAACAACUCUGUGACGAAAGAUCCGCCCACAGCAGUGCCAGAUUCAACAGCGAAACAGAAAGGAGGGAGCAGGAAGGCAGAAAACAGCACUGCACCAUCUAAUGUCUUGGAGGAGAACGUGGAGAAAAACACACAGAUAAUUGGGGAAGAGGGUACAAAGGUGCCACCUACCAGAGAGCCAGAGUAUGAUGACAAUGUGACGGCAGUAAUAGAGCCCCCAGAAAGCACGGCUCAGACCAGCAAACCCAACAGAGAAGACCGCGGCCACUUGCCGCCUUUCUCUAUACACACAGAGCACACUGUAGUCUCCAGCAUGCACCCGGUGCCUGGAUCAAGCAGGAUGGAGUGGAUUAUUCCUCUGGUGGUGGUGUCAGCGCUCACCUUCCUCUGCCUCAUUCUGCUGCUGGCCGUCCUCGUCUACUGGAGGAGGUGCUUCCAGACAGCUCAUUUCUACGUUGAGGACAGUAGCUCUCCCAGAGUCGUGCCCAACGAGAGUAUACCUGUUAUCCCCAUCCCAGAUGAUAUGGAGGCCAUCACUGUCAAGCUGUUUAUCAAACAUGUAUCAGAACUCUACUCUAAUAACCAACACGGCUUUUCAGAAGAGUUUGAGGAAGUGCAGCGCUGCACUGCAGAUAUGAAGAUUACAUCAGAACACUCUAAUCACCCUGACAACAAGCACAAGAACAGAUAUAUCAACAUCAUAGCCUACGAUCACAGUCGAGUCAAACUCAGGCCUUUGGCUGGUAAAGACUCCAAACACAGCGACUACAUCAAUGCCAACUAUGUGGAUGGCUACAAUAAACCCAAGGCCUACAUUGCAGCACAGGGUCCUCUUAAGUCCACAUUCGAGGACUUCUGGAGGAUGGUGUGGGAGCAGAACACUGGCAUUAUAGUUAUGAUCACUAACCUGGUGGAGAAAGGCAGAAGAAAAUGUGAUCAGUACUGGCCAACAGAGAACAGUGAGGAAUACGGUAAUAUCGUGGUAAUCUUGAAGAGAACCAAAGUUCUGGCCUGCUACACACUCCGUAUCUUCACAAUCAGAAACACCAAAGUCAAGAAGGGUCAGAAGGGCAGCACUAAGGGUCGACAGAGCGAGAGAACAGUCCUGCAGUAUCACUACACCCAGUGGCCAGAUAUGGGCGUCCCCGAAUACACACUACCUGUACUCACCUUCGUAAGGAAGUCUUCUGCAGCACAGACUCCAGAGAUGGGCCCUAUGCUUGUGCACUGCAGUGCUGGUGUGGGCAGGACAGGAACUUACAUAGCGAUCGACAGUAUGUUACAGCAGCUGAAGGAUAAAGGCUCAGUGAACGUGCAGGGUUUCCUCAAACAUAUACGCACUCAGAGAAACUACCUGGUCCAAACAGAAGAGCAGUAUAUCUUCAUCCAUGAUGCCUUGAUGGAAGCCAUUCUGGGGAAGGAGACGGAGGUGCCCUUCAGUCAGCUGCACAGUUAUGUUAAUAGCAUCCUGACGCCAGGACCAGGUGGCAAAACACGACUGGAGAAACAAUUCAAGUUGGUGACUCAGUGCAAUGUCAGAUUUGUGGAGUGUUUCAGCGCUCGAAAAGAGUGUAACAAGGAGAAGAACCGUAACUCUUCUGUCGUCCCAUCGGAAAGAGCACGUGUUGGUCUUGCACCGUUGCCUGGCAUGAAAGGCACUGAUUACAUCAAUGCAUCUUACAUAAUGGGUUACUACCGAAGCAAUGAGUUCAUCAUUACACAGCAUCCCUUGCCUCACACCACUAAAGAUUUCUGGAGGAUGAUCUGGGACCACAACGCUCAAAUCAUCGUCAUGCUACCUGACAACCAGGGUCUGGCGGAGGAUGAGUUUGUUUAUUGGCCAAGUCGAGAGGAAGCCAUGAACUGUGAGGCGUUUACAGUCACUCUCAUCAGUAAAGACAGACUCUGUCUCUCCAAUGAGGAGCAGAUCAUCAUUCAUGACUUCAUCCUAGAGGCCACACAGGACGAUUAUGUUUUAGAGGUUCGCCAUUUUCAGUGUCCAAAAUGGCCAAAUCCUGAUGCUCCCAUCAGCAGCACCUUUGAGCUCAUUAACGUCAUCAAAGAAGAGGCUAUGACCAGAGACGGACCCACGAUAGUGCACGAUGAGUUUGGAGCAGUGUCUGCUGGGAUGCUGUGUGCUCUUACCACACUGUCACAGCAGCUGGAGAGUGAAGGAGCCGUGGGCGUCUACCAGGUGGCCAAGAUGAUCAACCUCAUGAGACCUGGAGUCUUUACCGACAUUGAACAGUAUCAGUACCUUUACAAAGCUAUGCUCAGCCUGAUAAGCACUAAAGAGAAUGGAUGCAGUCCCAUGUCCCUGGACAGAAACGGCAGUAUGGCAAUGUCUGAUGAAUCGGAUGCCGCGGAAAGCCUGGAGUCCCUCGUCUGAAGCCCCUGAACAGGCGCGAAGAGGCACUUAAUCUAACUUUGUAAAACGUCAAGGACUAAGACAGACUUUUUCUGAGGCCUUUUUUGUCAGAACUCUUGGUUAAAAGAAUAACCUGAUUACUUUUUUACACUUACAAAAAGUUUUUGAUAUUUAUUUUUUCGCCAUUUUAUGUCUUAAUGUUAUCCUACUGAACAUUUGCACCAACGUUUUUGAGUUCACAACAAGCGAAACAAAACGAAACACAGUUCUGUCUAGUUUGCACUAUGAAAAUAUCAGUGUUACUGCCUAUUCCACCAUCUCAGUCACUAUCAGUCACUCUGUCUCACUGUAAUUCAUUAUAUCUCACUUUCACACCCCUUAUUUUGACAUUCCAUAAUAAAGCUUCUCUCUGAGGCUUUAGAAAUAAUCACUGCAAACAAAAAAUGUCAUCCACACACACCUCAAAAGCUGAAAGAAGAUUAAAUCUGUGUCCAAAGUUCUACUUGCGUUGCUCAGCGAAGACCCACCAUAAAGCUUCGUCAAAUUCGAGCAAUAUGUUCGUUUUGCUUUGUUUGUUUGCUUUGUUAAUUUUCCUCUCCCCACAAAAUAUCUCUUUACUUAUUAUGCUUCUACUCAAAACCUAUUAUCGUUUUGAAAGGUGGUAUUGACACAGCUACUGUGAAAUUUUGUAUGAUUCAUAUUCCGCUUUUAAUAUAUAUGAAUAUAUCGUAUAUCAUGAUAACUUGUGCUUUUGUAAAUGUUAACUGUCUCGAUGAGUAGCCAUCACAGUUUCUGGUAAUGCUUGGUUAAGGGACCUGCCACUUUGUAGGCGGUACAGAGCCUAUGACCUCUCUAGAACCCCCUGCUGGUUUGAUUUCUCCAUUGCUUUAUGCUGCAAGCUGCAACUUUUGUCUCUUGAGCGCAACAAGAGAUUAUUUAGCAGAGAUGGGCCACUUCUAUGAAAAUGAAUGGGAGAAAUUGGAAUAGCCAAUGGAUGUAGAAAGGAAGUCCUGCCUUUCAGUUAAAAGAGCCAAUCACCUUUUAGAUACAGACAUCGCCUGUCAAUCAUCUCGACAACGCGCAUGCGCAUUAGCUAUACAGGCUGAGAAUGUUGCGGUUUUGUAGCGUAAUCUUAGGUAAAGAAGCACAAUUUAUGAUACCAGUGUUGUCAGAAUUUUACAGCUGUUUUGAAAUAUGUCCUGUGAUCGUAAUCUUUACCAACCGUUUAGGAAAUUUCGAUCUUUUCCCAUUCAAGUAGAUAGGAGCUGCACUGGCAUGACUGGAAAUAGCCUCCUGAGAGCGUUCCAAAGAUGGCCGACAGUGGACUUUCUAGAAAGACUUUGGUGCAACUGAAUAGGUAAUGACAUUAUGUGAAUCAUUUCUUAUACUCAUAAUGUAGGAAUGAAUUCUCUGCCCAUGUCAUUUUGUAAUAUUUUACAACUCUGUUUUGUUCUAAUUGUUUUAACUCCUCACUAUCAUAAGCCAUCCCAUAACUUUGAGAAUAAUGUAUACAAGUCUCUCGAUGCCUUCUGUACAGUCUCAUUUCACCUCUGCAGGUAUGUGUGUGUGUGUGUGAGAGAGAGAGAGAGAUAUUGGUAUGUAUUAUGUAGUAUUGACUGGUUUUACUCAAAAAAGUAUCCACAUGAAACUAUAGACUCAAUCCAAACAUUUCUACACUAAACAUAACACAUUAACAUAAUUAAGUCAAGUUUUGUCCCCAAAUUACACAAGGAAAACUUCUCUCAUGCCAUGUAAUACAAUGGCCUUGCUAACAGAAGACAAAUGGGAGACUCGUGAUUCAUGAAUUUUUACCAAAGACUACAACCAUCAUUCACUUUAAUCAUAAAAAUCUGUUGGCAAGUCUUUAUUUUUAAUAUUGGAUAAAGUAGUUUUAAGAAGAAUGUUUUGGUAGUGUCUAGAGAAAAUCAUUACAAACUGUUGAAAACGAUGAGCCUAAUAAUGGGUGAAAUAAUGUUUUGUUUUGUUUCAUUUUGUUUCCUUGCCAAAAUUCUCCACUAAAAUUUUGUUUGGUUGACAGGUCAUUGUUAUUUUGUUUUUGAUAAUGCAAUUACAUUAAAGUUUUUGAGAAUGUAUACUAAUGCUAAUCUUUGGAUGUGGAAAAAAGUAAGCUGUUGAAUUUUUGUUUGUCUUUUUAAAUGUUUUGAUGACAGUGAUGACGUCAUGAUGUUAAGAUGGAGAGGACACACAUAAGUGUUUAUUCAGUUCAUGUCUUGUUUCUCCUAAAAAUGAGGCUAAAAAUUAAGUCACAUCUCUCCAACAUUUGGGGUAAUUUUCUGACUUUGCUUGUAUAUCAUGUAAGGUAAUUGGAGGUGACAUGUUGCAUUUUAAAUUCUUUUCUAACAUUAAUGUCUUUGGUGUUUUCCUUUUCUUGACCUAGCAUUUGCGUAUGCAAAAAUGUUUGCAUUAUCAUGUAAGAAAAUGUACAUAUAUUUUAUUGCCUUGUUAACCCCUCGUUAAAGCUUUUAUCCUGAUAUAUAGCCACAAACUUUAUAUUUUCAUAUAAAAAUUUAGUUUUGUGUUUUUUGUGUUUAAUUCUCACAUUGAGUUGUAUGGUUACUGAAAAAUGUCCCCGAUUCAUUAAGCAGCUGGCUGACAUCACAUUCCAACACAUGCUGACACACUCACGUCAAUCAUAAACUAAGGCAGUGAUUGUGGUAUUUUAUUUUAUUUUUUCUUAUUUUAUUUGAAUCUAGUUAAAAUCAGUUUAUUUGUCCAGAAGUGCAAUAGAAUAGCUAUUGUAAGUCAAAGAAUAAUUUUCUCCCUUACAAAGCAGGUGGGUAUCACCAUCGCAUCCUCUUUUUGUAACCUGGAAUUAAUAACACAAAGCGAAAGAAAAAAUUGUUUUGUUUUUUGUUUUCUUUAAAGCUAUAUCGAAGCAUUCUAUUAUAGUGUUAUUUAAUAUGUAAAUUGUAUUGCUAUACAUAAAAUAAAAUAUGCGUUUUGAUGUA